Messenger RNA from Arvicola amphibius (Eurasian water vole), 4650 nucleotides. It is a transcript of the gene Cnst, whose product is annotated as consortin, connexin sorting protein. The record is from RefSeq and is a predicted model, not a curated record. The transcript is spliced from 11 exons. Bases 196 to 2337 code for a protein of 713 amino acids. Gene Ontology annotation, biological process: positive regulation of Golgi to plasma membrane protein transport. Gene Ontology annotation, cellular component: trans-Golgi network; transport vesicle; plasma membrane. Gene Ontology annotation, molecular function: connexin binding. NCBI's taxonomy places the organism in Eukaryota, Metazoa, Chordata, Mammalia, Rodentia, Cricetidae.
GGGAGGCAGGAGGUGUCCGAGCCUCCAGAGCCGCGGGAGACCAGAGGCAGCUGUGUGACAGCUCGUCGGCCGCCAUGUCAGCCAGCGGGGCUGGAAACAGACCCGGCUCCUGGCGGUAGUCCUUGCGUUGCCUCGGAUGCCCAGGCAUGGAAGGACUUUGAUGAAACUUUAAACAGUUCCACAAAAGAUGCGCUAAUGGAUGACGGCGACAGUCCUGCAUCCAGUCUUCAGAUAGAACCGCAAGAUGGAUGUCAUCCGGGUGACAGCGUGGAAGGGAGAGUGACACCCUUGCCUUCUGUCGCAGAUGAAAAUGAGAAUCAGCUUGACGGGGACGGGCCUGCAGCUCUGACUGGCAGUGGCAGCACAAUGGGAAGAGCCACGGUGUUUGACCAGGACAGUCUCAACAAUAAUGAAAGCUGCCUGUCCGUCUGCGAGGUAGCCCCCCGUGAGACCGCAGAACACACUCUGUGUGAAGGGCCCAAAGAUGAUCAGUCUUCCUUAGGACAGGACAAAAAAACACCUGGGAAAAGAAGUCCAAGAGCCAAAAGAGGCACUCCUAAAAACAUACCUCCAGUAGGAGCUGCCGUACCUUUAAUGCAGACAGUGAAUGCAGAGCUGCAGGCUGUUGGUGAGGAGGCUGCCGGAGUGAACGCGAAUGAACCCCCAAAAGCUCCAGCGCCAGCGCUGCAGCCGCUCUUCUCGCUGAUCCGAGGCGAGGUGGAGCAGAUGGACUCCAGAGCACUGCCCCUCUUCCUCCACCAGGUAGCUGAGACCUAUUUCCAGGAAGAGGACUACGAGAAAGCAAUGAAAUUCAUUCAGCUUGAACGACUGUACCAUGAGCAGCUGCUCGCGAAUCUUUCUGCCAUUCAGGAACAGUGGGAAACAAAAUGGAGAGCGGUCCAGCCACAUACAGUGACGCCUCUGAGGAAUUCAGAAAAGGGAUUCAAUGGUGAAGAUUUUGAACAGCUUGCUAAAAUUUGUGCAACACAUCAAGACCCUCUCUUGUCCAAGCAUAAGAUCGCACCUGUGGAAAAGUCACUGGGAAGAAAAUGCCUUACCCGGCCGGCAGUGCCUGAAGAGCCAAAGGAAAGAGGAGCAACAACCAAAGGACCAGAAAUUGAAGCCAGUUCUGCCAUGGAACCUAGUGGAGGCCAGCAUGAAGAGCAGCCCCAGGAGGGCAGCCCCGGCUCUCAUCAAAUGGAUUGGCAGGCGGCUUCCCCGGACCUUCCAGUAACUGCAGGGAAGGACCACACGGAGGGGGAGGAGGAGCCGCUUCGCAGCAACAAUGCCUCCCUGGAGCUCCACACCCCGUCCCCAGAGACUGCCAGGAGCAGGUCAGGGCCAGAUGCUGCUGAGAAUGCCUCUGAGGAGGACGGCGGCUCGCAGGCACCUCCCACGGAGGACCACCCUGACGUGGCCGAAGACCCUAAGGUGUCUCCUCCUAGUGAGUCAGUGACAGAGUCGCAGCUCUUCGCUAGUGGUGACACUUUACCUCCUGUGUUGAUUUCAGAGAUUGAAUAUUCACAGGCACACCGAAAAGAGCUAUGCCUGCCAGUUCAGGGUGCCUUUGAAGCACUGCCCAGGGAGCAGCUGCAGAGCGGUGAGUUAGCUGAAUCCCGUCGCCCAGCCGUCGACGGGAAAUCACCACAGAGUCAGACUGACUUGGAGCCUGGCUCUGAGAAUGCACUUUGUGGCGACGGUGAAGCGUCUGACGUAAGUGCACCGCGUCCAGAAGUGUGUAUGGCCCCAGAAGAAGGGCGGGAUAAGGAAGACCAAGUCAGUAAGGAAACGGAAGACUAUCUGCACAGCCUCCUGGAAGGAUGCUUAAAAGACGCUGAAGAGUCCCUCUCCUAUGAAGAUACCCAGGACGACGACUCUGACCUUCUCCAAGACCUCUCUCCUGAAGAAGCCUCCUACAGUCUCCAGGAGAGCCUGCCUCCUGAUGAGAGCUCGCUCUCCCUUGAUGAUCUGGCCAAGAAAAUAGAGAUCGCAGAGGCUGUUCCUACGGAAGGGCUGGUGUCCAUACUGAAGAAGAGGAAUGACCCGGUAGGAGACCACCCCGCCCAAAUGCAGCAGAAGCCAGCUAAGCGGAGAGUGCGGUUCCAGGAAAUAGAUGAUAACCUGGAUCAAGAUGAAGUCGGCAGUGGCUCCUGCAUCCUGCUCAUCUUGCUGUGCAUAGCCACAGUCUUCCUCAGCGUGGGAGGGACCGCGCUCUACUGCACUCUGGGCAACAUGGAGUCACCUGUUUGUACAGACUUUGCCGACAACAUGGACUUCUAUUACACUAAGCUGCUGCAGGGGGUGGCAGGACUUAAACACUGGGUCUACCUCUCCUAGCAGCAGGUGGGACUGACAGGCGUGCUGACAGACAGACAAAGUGCAAACUUCCCCAACAGCUUUUAUUUCAGGAACCAUGAAACAUUCCCCCUCCCCUGCAGCGAGGACCCAAGGACGGACUUUAGAAACAGCCCAGAGAACUCUUUUAGAAUGGUCCACAGAAGAAGGCAAAUACAGUGUAGGCACUGAGAACAGUGGGAGGGAGCUGUGGAGCGCACGCCCCUCUCCUUGCUGCUUGCUUGUGUAGUGAAGCGCUCUGAGCAGGGUACUCCGAGCUCCCACUGAGGGCUAAAGACCACUCCCAGUUUACAGUCAUUGCUUCCUGCCAUCAUGCAAUAAGUUUCUUUGUAAUCAGAGAGUUUCCUUAUGGUUUCAAUGCCAUUUUUUAGUUAAUCCUGGGAGCUGUGUAAUUUAAGCUGUGGGCAUUACUCUAGAUCCUUUUCUCCAUUUGUGAAAUGCUUGUGUGGGUGUGUGUGUCUGAAGCAGUUAUUGCAAGUGGAAAUUCAGCACAGAGUACAAAGAUGACCUUUAUUCUUUUAACUCGACUACAAUGUGCAGGCACACAUCUUUGGAGAAGGCUUACCUGUGAACUAGAUAAACUGUAGACUGCUGGCCUUGAAUUAGAAACUGGUAGAUCUGUGGCAAUGAAUUUGACAGGCCUGAAGGCACCAUGACAGAACUCCCAAGUCUCAGGUGAGAUUUCGCUGUGGCUUCUAUGCUGCCGGAAGCAAUGAGUCCUGGUUCCACAGCUCAAGAGAGACUUCCUGAGCAUCUAUUACAUUUUGGAACCUAAAACUAGGAAUCCAAGUAAGGGGUAGUUUCUACUGUGUGGGUGUUCUUGGAAGGCAAACCCUUACUUUGUUGAGUGAAACAGGUCACCACGUGUGGCUGAGUGGCCGCAGGCCAUACGCUCGGGUAUGUGGAAUGUGCAUGUCUAUCAUGGACUCGUUUGGGACCCCAUCAUGUGGUCAUGAAGCGGAAAUUCAAUCAUACCUUCAAAAGACAACUUUAAAUGUCUACCUUCAAAAGACAACUUUAAAUGUCUAGUUUUGUUUAAAUCUGUCAUUAGGUGGCCUUUCCUUAUUUACGGUACAGUGAUGAAAUGUUUAGGAAGCCUUGCUUUGACUUUUGUAUAUUCUAGGCAACAUCUUUUUGUUAAAAAAAAAUCAUGAAUUAUAGUUUUUUAGCAAGUGAUCUUUAUGUUCUGUUUUCCUGUUAGAAUCAUUUGGAGGAAAAGAGAGACAUUGCUUUGUAGUUAUUACUGGCUGGCACAGUACCUUUCUUUGUGUUUCCACUUAUUUAUUUGGAACUUGUGAAUUUAAGGGCUUUUAUAUGAAUUGAGCGCGUGCGUGUUGUUGAGCAUGUAUGUGGUCAUCCCACCGCUACCUAUUUAAUUAGAUACUGAGUGUUUUGAUUUUCUAUUAUUUUAGCUCCGUGUGUUUUAGGCUUAUUUCUAAAUUGACAUUUUAUUUUCACUUAUAAUGCCAUGUGGCUUAUUUCUUCCGAUGUCACCGUAAACUGUAAUAUUUUCAAUGGUUAUAGAUCAGAGUUAUUUAUUUAGAAGUAUACAGAAUACUGAAAUUUAGAUUCCUUUAUACCGAAGGCUGAUUUUAUUAGAAGAUUAUUUUAAUGUCCUAUUAUAAAUUUUAAGACUUUGUAUUCACAUCAUCUGUAAACCAGGUCCCAUUGUCCCGGUACUGCCAUCGCGGUUCUGUGGAAGCCGCGAGGGAGGUGGUCUGUGCGGGCCUCGUCAUGAUGCACAAACAUGUUUAACCCUCAUGAUUUCUAGUUGCAGGGAUUUGGUGAUUCUUGUUUCUGCCAGUUUUACGUCAAGAGAAGUUAAAAAUCUCCUCCCAUGUACCUCUUUCAGGUCACUCAGAGUCUUGUGUGAUCUCUGGUGUUACACUUGGCUCUCAGCUACCUUGGUCACUUCUAAAACCCAAGGUUUCCUGGGAGCCAUCAUCGAGAGGCCUGACAUGACACCUCGCUGACCAGGGGCCCAGUUGUGUGUCAGAGGAGCCCGGGUGCUCACCACUUCAGGAACCGCAGAGUGAUCGCAAGUAGGCUGACCUCUUGACCUAAAGUGGGCAUGAAAUGUCAUGUAGAAGAACUAGGGCACCUUUUAAAGCGUAACAGUCAUUUACUGCAUGAAUCGGAGUCGCCCACCUGGAGAUGAGAGGAUACUUCCGUUGGACUGAAAUGUCAUGUCUCCUCUCCUUGGAAAGUACCAACAACUACCUAUAACUAGCCUUCCUAAGAACCGUGUUUGAGGGUGUGAAAACUAGUGUGUAAUUUAAAAGCUAUACCAACAAA